Molecule: messenger RNA, 640 nt
Organism: Dacryopinax primogenitus
Lineage: Eukaryota; Fungi; Basidiomycota; Dacrymycetes; Dacrymycetales; Dacrymycetaceae
Exons: 4
Coding region: 1-354 (117 amino acids)
Biological process (GO): tRNA splicing, via endonucleolytic cleavage and ligation; tRNA-type intron splice site recognition and cleavage
Cellular component (GO): tRNA-intron endonuclease complex
Molecular function (GO): nucleic acid binding
Source: RefSeq, a predicted model, not a curated record
AUGCUUCACUCUUCACUCUCACCCCUUCAACCCUUCUUACAAAAAUACCCUUCCUCCGCUCCCUCCCUCAUACAGGCAUACUCAGACCUCCUCUUCACACAACACUGGACAGAACUCACACUACUCGACCUUCCCGUGGGAAGAGUGGCCAUAUCCGGCCAUAAACCGACUGAACAAGGUGCCAAACUCGUCCUCCCUUGCUCGCUAGACGAGUCCCUCUCUCUCCACUGGCUCUCCCAAGUCUUCGCCGCCCUCGGACCUCAAGUACCCGAGCUCUACCUCGGGAUCGUCAGCCCUGACUCCUCAAUAGUCUACUACAAGAUCUCAAAGGGCAUCGUCAAGCCGCCUAUGUGAUCUAUCCAUCCGUCCCUGUUCGCAUCACAGCAUAUCUAAGCGGCGUGACGCGGCGCGAAGGGGAGGGGAUGGGAUCAACACGGACCGAGGAGAGCAAGAUACGGCUCUUAGCUGCCGGGAUACCUAUCUAGGAUUAGGAUUUGCAGAGCUUGAUCUCGCUUUCCUCUUCGCUCGGUAACCUCCGUCCAGGCGAAUGACGUCAUAUCAUGUACUCUAUGUACAGUACCGUAUUGUACGCCGAUCGCCGUACUUCCCAGUAGUAGGAAACAAGCACUCCAUACGCCCC